Molecule: messenger RNA, 714 nt
Organism: Cercopithifilaria johnstoni
Lineage: Eukaryota; Metazoa; Nematoda; Chromadorea; Rhabditida; Onchocercidae
Source: the annotation of a GenBank genome assembly
AUGGUACAUAUCGAUGAAAAAAAUUACAAAUGUGAGAUAUGCAAUAAAGCAUUCAAAUGGUCCGGUAAUCUGAAGAAACACAAAUUGACGCACGGAAACAUACGACCAUUCAAAUGUCACGCAUGCAAUAAAACAUUCAAAUACUCCAGCGUUCUGAAGAGACACCAAUCGACGGUCGAAAACGAACGACCAUUCAAAUGUCACGUGUGUAAUGAAACAUUCAAAGAAUCUAUCAAUCUGAAGAGACACAAAUUGACGCACGGAAACGAACGACCAUACAAAUGUCACGUGUGCAAUAAAACAUUCAUGGAGUUCAACAAACUAAACAGGCACAAAUUGACGCACGAAAAUGAACGACCAUACGAAUGUUACGUGUGCAAUAAAACAUUCAAAUACUCCAGCGUUCUGAAGAGACACCAAUCAACGCACGAAAACGAACGACCAUUCAAAUGUCACGUGUGUAAUGAAACAUUCAAAGAAUCUAUCAAUCUGAAGAGACACAAAUCGACGCACGGAAACGAACGACCAUUCAAAUGUGAAAUAUGUGGUAGGAAUUUCACUCAGAAAGGUGAUUUGAAUAGACACAUGAAAGUGCAUAAAAGUUCGGAUGAAAAGCUAUAUUCUACAGUAAGCUCCUUAAUGAUAUCGAUAGCAGAUGAUAUCAUUGAUACAGAAAUAUUUAUAAAGGAAAUAAUUGGAUUUGCAAAAUUUUAA